AUGGAUAGUUCAGGAGUUUUUUACACAUAUCCUACUCUGGGUGAUAAGCCGUUGCAGAGCCUUGAAGAAGUUGCAAGUGCUGUUGAUUCCUAUGCUAAUCCCAAUAGCAAUGUCAUGUCUGAUAAGAUGCUUUCAGAGAAGGAACGUGCUGUACGUGAACGUCUUUACUUUCCAGAUGGCACCCCGAAGGUCUACACAAGGGCUCAAGUAGUGAAGAGGGAACGUGACAAAGUUCGGAGACUGGUUGAAGCUUUACUGGACAAGCGGAAUGACGCUGAGGAUCGUGUGGAUGAACUCGAAGAAAUUGUUCAUUGGCAAUCAAUCUGCAAAGGUGUCGAAUGGUACUAUCAUCUCAAUAUCACUGUGAAGACCAAAGGAGCUGCCGAUGAUGCGGGCAGCACCAGUCUAUUCUUCGUUGAAGUCGCAUGUGAUUCGAAUGAUAUCACAGGAUAUUAUAUCAACACUUUCUCCAGGGUCGACACUGACGGCCAGGAUCGUGGAGCUACCUGCAAUGGCUGUAUAAACAAUGAAAGUGAUGGUAUGAAGCACCCGCGUGCUGCUUCAUUCAAAGGCGGCCACAUGAACAUCGGUUUCCCACUUGGUUUUGGUCCCUGUAAUGAGAAGCAGUGGGUCGACUCCCGUCACAGUUAUGAAGAAAUGCUAAAAAAAGAGGAGGAAAGGAUAAGAGACCAUUUUGAGAUGCUGAACAUCUGCGCCGCAAACAUCUUAGUUAUCGAUGGGAAUAUCAAAUAA
Molecule: messenger RNA, 753 nt
Organism: Triticum turgidum subsp. durum (durum wheat)
Lineage: Eukaryota; Viridiplantae; Streptophyta; Magnoliopsida; Poales; Poaceae
Source: the annotation of a GenBank genome assembly